Hibiscus syriacus is the source of this 627-nucleotide messenger RNA. RefSeq lists its product as uncharacterized. The record is from RefSeq and is a predicted model, not a curated record. The transcript is spliced from 2 exons. Bases 1 to 627 code for a protein of 208 amino acids. Gene Ontology annotation, molecular function: nucleic acid binding; RNA-DNA hybrid ribonuclease activity. Lineage: Eukaryota; Viridiplantae; Streptophyta; Magnoliopsida; Malvales; Malvaceae.
AUGGUGUUGGGACGGUUUGAGUCGGGGCUCCAGUCCGAUUCGGGUCUUGUAACUGGGUCAGGUUAUUGGAUUGGGUUGGCAGCUUGGGUUGGGCUUAGGUCUGCUGAGUGGCUGUUUACCAUCGCCUGGGCCUCCCCGGGAUGGAUAUGCCCCAACUCGGAUAGGGGCGUCAACCAUUCGACUGGCAUUGGUACUACAGAUGGUGUCUUCCGUGAUGAUGACGGCGCCCGGAUACAUGGCUAUAGCAGGAAUGGUGGCCAUACCUCCGUUUUAAAAGUCGAACUUUGGAGCAUUUAUGAAGGUAUUGUUCUAGCUCGGAGCCUUGGUAUAGAGAGCCUGGAAGUUCAAAAGGACUGCAAACAAGCAGUCAACCUGCUUGAAGAUAAGACAAUGAUAAAUAGCCCUAUUUCUCUUGUUCACUCCAUCACCGCCUUACGGAAACACACUUGGAGUACUCGUCUCUCAUGGAUUCCCAGAUCUGCGAAUGCUGUUGCCGACAAACUUGCAAAAAUGGCCCCGAUCACUGUAACACAAACUGAGCUUUAUGCAGCGCCACCUCCGAGCUUGGACUCUCUCCUAUCCGCUGACAGAAGAGGAGCUUCUCUGCAGUCUAUAACCCCAGUCUAG